This is a messenger RNA of Clarias gariepinus (North African catfish), 2252 nucleotides long. RefSeq names its product cilia and flagella associated protein 99 (gene cfap99). Lineage: Eukaryota; Metazoa; Chordata; Actinopteri; Siluriformes; Clariidae. The coding region runs from base 194 to 2149 and encodes 651 amino acids. The record is from RefSeq and is a predicted model, not a curated record. The transcript is spliced from 15 exons.
GGUUUAAUAUCAAAUAUGACGAAGCAUCCACUUUAGGACACGCCCACUGUUGCUUGGCAACAGCAAAACAGAUCAGAAUGGAGGAGCAAUAAAUUUUCACAAUAACAACAUAGGGAAGCAAUAAUCCCCAGACAAUAAUAAAAAGGCAAUAAUAAUUGAAAUAUGCACAUGCUGGUUUGAAAACACCGUCAGGAUGAACUAUAAGGAGCUAGUCAAAGAGGCAAUAAAGCUGCUGGACAUGUACGAGCCAGGCAAACAGUGUGUGGACACCUUUAUCGAGGACUGUGCCAAGACUCUCGCGAACCGGUCCUCUGCUGAGCAGCUCUUUAUCACUGACGCAGUUUAUGGGUGUCUAGUGCAUCACAAACUUUUGGAUAUUGUGAUCAACAGCUUUUAUGAUGAACAGGGGAAAUAUUAUCUUAAAGCUGAUCGAAACCAGUUUGUUGUGGUUUCUUAUCUUGCCAUAUUCCAUCUGGAUGAUCUGGGCUUGGAUCAGUUCAGUACAAUUAUAAAGACGCUGGACAACUCAAAAAUGUUCAAAUUCAUGAGUUUCUUCUUUAAUGUUUCCAACCUCACCACAUGGAUCCGUGCGGAGUGGAGUCAGCUCUAUGAUGCCUCCUAUGUAGAGCGCAAGUGGAUACAGCCAUUACUGAGAUGGCAGACUGAAAUAGAAGGCCUGUUAGAAUGCCUUGGGAAAAAAAUAUCCAAGGGCAGCCAGCCAAAGAAAUUUCCUAAGAAGUCAACAGAACCUCAGGAGUUUGAUCUGACGAAGCCCAAACCUCGUUCACUUCCGGCUCCUGAACUGAUUCCACAACAGGAGAAAGCCAAGCCGGUGCCUGCCAGUCUCCAUAGAGCUCCAAAAGAGCCACAGGUUUUAGAGGACAUCAAACAGAAGAACUAUCUGAAAGCACAGAAAGUAUUGUAUGAGGCAAACACUCAACAAUUCCGAUGUGCAAACCCACACAAGUCAGAGAAAACCAAAAACAUUCUGUCCCAGAUUCAGCAAAGCUGUGAAGCUGAACUCAAAUUUGACUCUGUUUACUCCUCUGGAACUCCGGCCACUCAUAAGACAAACACUUUGCCUGUCAUACUGAACACAACAGCGAUCCUUCGGGAGGGAGCGUUUCACAAUCGAAAGGUGGAGGAGGAGUUGAAUAGGCUUGAGCGUUUGAUGCAGGGAGCCAGUGAUCCCUCAGCUUUCCUGCAGUGGCAGAAAGAGAUGAAGGAGAAGGACUUGCAGGAGGCGCUGGCUCAGAUGGAGUACAGGAGGCUUGAGGGAAAGAUUAUCCAUAAGGAAGCUCUGCUGGCACAACAACGAGUCAUUGAGCUCAACCAGCACAAAGCACUGGUCAAGAAAGAGGAGACGGCAGAGCUGAUGCGCAGGUAUGCAGAGAAGCGUCUGAAAGAGGAGAAGGAGAUGAGGGAGCUGGUGCAGUUGGUGGCUGAUGGCCACAAAAACUCUAAAGCUGCCAAAGUGAAACUGCAAGAGAUCAAAAGACGCAUUGUUAAGGAGGUCUCUGAGCAAAGCCAGGAACUACUUCGGCAGGCACUAGAAGAAGCCCAUGCUGAGCUAAGCCGGAAGUUUGAGCUCAUCCGUCAGAUUCGAGCCAUAGAGUCAGUGCCUCGUCUCAGUCAUAAGUUUAUAGACGACACAGAGACAGGAGGUCAUGAGCUGCUUUGUGAGAUGUCUUUGGUGGAGCUACGCGAACGUUUGUCCAGGCUGAAGGAGAAGGAGCAGCACGAGCAGGAGAAAAGGAGGCAAAAGAUUGUGGAGGAGAAACAAAGGAGAGAGCAGCUACUGCUUGAGCAUCUGGACAUCAUUACUGCAUCCAGGACUGCAGCAAGACUGGUCACUGCACAAAAACAAGAGGAGAAGAAAAUGAGAUCGAAGCUGCAGGAGGCGGUCAGCAUGGAUGAGAGAGUCAUGGCCAUGAAGAAGACUUUGAAGAUGAAGCAGCAGGAGGUACAGAAGAGGAAGGAAGCUGAAAAAUCCAAAGUAAAGUUAAAUGAACAAGUGGCUACUCAAAAUGCUAAGGGCUAUAGCCAUACAAAGCAGGCACUAGAGAAACACCACUGGCUGCAGCUGGAGCAGGCUUUAGAGAAACAGGUCCAGAGGUCUGACCAAAGGAAUAACGUCCUAAUAAAUUAACACUUUCAUUGCUGUAUAGUACAACUGUCAAGAAAAUCAAUGUUCAAAGUAAACCAUGGAUUUCUAUAUUUUUAAUAAUUUGAAUGCAAUUAAAAACAAAGAC